AUGCCAUCAGAUGAUCCGGGCAUGGACAUCCCACCUCCCCCAGCUCAUCGCUACUCUUACGGCACCCGUGAAAACCACACCGUCACGCCAGGCAUGGACAAUCUCGGUCCCAGCUCACCAGGCGGCGGAAUCGGUGGAAUUGCUCUAGGAAUCGCUAAUACACACGACCGUCAGAGCGGCAUUGAGGCUUCUCGCGGAAACGACGGAUACACCGGGCCCGCAGAGCGCGAUUUCAACACCACCGGUUCCGACACUCCCUACGUCCCCUCGGCAGGCUAUAUGAGCGGCGAGUCUCUUCGUCCAGAAUAUCCUCACGCGUCGAACAUGGCUCGCGGCGCCCCGGUGGCCUCACCGACCAUGCAAACCCCCGGUCAUUCUUCGGUGUAUUUGAGCGACAGCAGCAAUAGUACUCACCAGUACCCCGCGGCGUACUCCGGUAUCAAUGACGGCCCUUAUCAGCGACACUCGACUGCGUACAGCACCGGCGAAAUGUCGAAUAUCAACCCCGACGAGAUCGUGGAUGACGGCGACGACGACUUUUCUCCGUCACGGAACCGCGCUGCGGGUGCGGCAACAGGUGCUGCCGGUGGUGCGGCUGCCGGUGGCAUUCUGACAGGCUUCUUUGGGCGGGAGAAGAAUGCCGAUGUCGCAUACGACACAGUGCCCGGGGGUGGGUUGCGGAAUGCUGGCGGGGAAUCCGGGAGAUCGAUGAGUAAUGGCGCGCAUGGACGCAAGAAGAUGGGCUGGAUCGUCGGUCUUGUUCUUGGGUUUUUGAUUCUAGGAGCUAUCGUUGGUGGUGCAGUGGGUGGUACCAUCGGUACCCGGCACGGCGGAGACAAAUCCGAAAACUCCGACAACUCCGAGAAGCCCAACAACUCUGAAGUAUCCCCUGGUGGGGAUACUUCAACGGAGACUGCAAAGACUGAUGUGAAGACCAAUGGAGAUCUCGACAAGGAUUCGUCGGAGAUUAAGGCCCUCAUGGGUAACAAGGAACUUCACAAGGUUUUCCCGGGCAUGGACUACACCCCGUGGGGCGUGCAGUACCCGGAAUGUCUGAAGUGGCCCCCUUCUCAGAAUAAUGUCACCCGUGACAUGGCUGUCUUGUCGCAGCUCACGAACACUGUGCGUCUGUAUGGUACAGACUGCAACCAGACAGAGAUGGUCUUGCAUGCGAUCGACCGUCUCGAGCUUACGGAGGUUAAACUUUGGCUCGGUGUCUGGAUCGAUACGAACACAACUACUACCACUCGACAAUUGAAGAAUCUCUACAAGAUUUUGGAUAAUACCAAGGACACGUCCAUCUUUAAGGGUGUUAUCGUCGGCAAUGAAGCCCUCUUCCGCGCCGGAGACAGCAAACAGUCUGCCCAAACGAACUUGAUCUCAUACAUCAAAGAUGUCACUAAGGAGCUCGAAAAGCGCGAUCUGGAUCUACCGAUUGCCACUUCCGACCUUGGCGAUAACUGGAAUGCGGAGCUGGUUAAGGUUGUAGAUGUUGUCAUGUCCAACGUUCAUCCUUUCUUCGCCGGUGUCAACGUCACCGAUGCUACUGCAUGGACAUGGAAUUUCUGGCAAAACCACGACGUCAUCUUAACCAAGGGCACAGACAAGAAGCAGAUUAUUUCCGAGGUUGGAUGGCCUACUGGCGGCGGCAAGGACUGCGGUGACAGCAAAGUCUGUGACGACGAUACACCCGGCUCUGUCGCCAGCAUCGACAAUCUGAAUAUCUUUAUGAACGACUGGGUGUGCCAGGCUCUGGACAAUGGAACUGAUUAUUUCUGGUUCGAGGCCUUUGACGAACCAUGGAAAGUCCAGUUCAAUCUCCCGAAGAAGGAGUGGGAGGAUAAAUGGGGUCUGAUGGACCCCGGACGCAAGAUCAAGAAGGGUCUCAAAAUCCCUGAUUGCGGCGGCAAGACCAUCUAA
Molecule: messenger RNA, 1920 nt
Organism: Penicillium paradoxum
Lineage: Eukaryota; Fungi; Ascomycota; Eurotiomycetes; Eurotiales; Aspergillaceae
Gene: bgt3
Exons: 2
Coding region: 1-1920 (639 amino acids)
Biological process (GO): cell wall organization; carbohydrate metabolic process
Cellular component (GO): cell surface; fungal-type cell wall; extracellular region
Molecular function (GO): glucan endo-1,3-beta-D-glucosidase activity; 1,3-beta-glucanosyltransferase activity
Source: RefSeq, a predicted model, not a curated record